GAUCGGGGCUUUGCGUUGGCUGCGGCCUGGCAUCAAAGGGGUGGCCCCGGCGGAGAGCAACCCAGUGGCCCAGGCGAUUAUGGACCCGGCCGAGGCGGUGCUGCAGGAGAAAGCGCUCAAGUUUAUGGCUGCAGUUCCGGCUGGUGGAUAUUGGAGGAAUAAUAAAAAGUGCUCUAUGCCCAGGUCUCUGUGGCUGGGCUGCUCCAGCCUGGCGGACAGCAUGCCUUCGCUGCGAUGCCUGUAUAACCCAGGGACUGGCGCACUCACAGCUUUCCAGAAUUCCUCAGAGAGAGAAGACUGUAAUAAUGGAGAACCCCCUAGGAAGAUAAUACCAGAGAAGAAUUCACUAAGACAGACUUACAGCAGCUGUGCCAGGCUCUGCUUAACCCAAGAAACAGUAUGUCUAGCAAGCACUGCUAUGAAGACUGAAAAUUGCGUGGCCAAAACGAAACUUGCCAAUGGCACUUCCAGUAUGAUUGUGCCCAAGCAACGGAAACUCUCAGCAAGCUAUGAGAAGGAAAAGGAACUGUGUGUCAAAUAUUUUGAGCAGUGGUCAGAGUCAGAUCAAGUGGAAUUUGUAGAACAUCUUAUAUCCCAAAUGUGUCAUUACCAGCAUGGGCACAUAAACUCCUACCUAAAGCCUAUGCUGCAGAGGGAUUUCAUAACUGCUCUGCCAGCACGGGGUUUGGAUCAUAUUGCUGAGAAUAUUUUGUCAUACUUGGAUGCCAAGUCACUAUGUGCUGCUGAACUUGUGUGCAAGGAAUGGUACCGCGUGACGUCAGACGGUAUGCUAUGGAAGAAACUCAUCGAGAGAAUGGUCAGGACAGAUUCUCUGUGGAGAGGCCUGGCGGAGCGAAGAGGGUGGGGACAGUAUUUAUUCAAAAAUAAACCUCCCGAUGAAAACGCUCCUCCCAACUCUUUUUAUAGAGCACUUUAUCCUAAAAUUAUACAAGAUAUUGAGACAAUAGAAUCCAAUUGGAGAUGUGGACGACAUAGUUUACAGAGAAUCCACUGUCGAAGUGAAACAAGCAAAGGAGUUUACUGUUUACAGUAUGAUGACCAGAAAAUAGUAAGCGGCCUUCGAGACAACACAAUCAAGAUCUGGGAUAAAAGCACAUUGGAAUGCAAGCGAAUUCUUACAGGCCACACAGGUUCUGUCCUGUGUCUCCAGUAUGAUGAGAGAGUGAUCAUAACUGGAUCGUCGGAUUCCACAGUCAGAGUGUGGGAUGUAAACACAGGUGAAAUGCUAAACACAUUGAUUCACCAUUGUGAAGCAGUUCUGCACCUGCGUUUCAAUAAUGGCAUGAUGGUGACUUGCUCCAAAGAUCGUUCCAUUGCUGUAUGGGAUAUGGCCUCACCAACUGACAUCACCCUCAGGAGGGUAUUGGUGGGACACCGAGCUGCUGUCAAUGUUGUAGACUUUGAUGACAAGUAUAUUGUUUCUGCAUCUGGAGAUAGAACCAUAAAGGUAUGGAACACAAGUACUUGUGAAUUUGUAAGGACCCUAAAUGGACACAAGCGAGGCAUCGCCUGUUUGCAGUAUAGAGACAGGCUGGUGGUGAGUGGUUCAUCUGACAACACUAUCAGAUUAUGGGACAUAGAAUGCGGUGCAUGUUUACGAGUAUUAGAAGGCCAUGAGGAAUUGGUACGCUGCAUUAGAUUUGAUAACAAGAGGAUAGUGAGUGGGGCCUAUGAUGGAAAAAUUAAAGUAUGGGAUCUUAUGGCUGCUUUGGACCCCCGUGCUCCUGCAGGCACUCUUUGUCUACGGACACUUGUGGAACAUUCUGGAAGAGUUUUCCGACUCCAGUUUGAUGAAUUCCAGAUUGUCAGUAGUUCACAUGAUGACACAAUCCUCAUCUGGGACUUCCUAAAUGAUCCAGCUGCCCAUGCUGAACCUCCCCGCUCCCCUUCUCGGACAUACACCUACAUCUCCAGAUAAAUAACCCAACACUGAUCUCAUACAUGCCCAGGACUCAUUAAUGUUGCAGUAUUUAACAUAUCUGCCAAGAUCAGGAUGAACAACAGCAACAAUCAAACACCUACCCGGAUUCCCCGGACCGAUCAGCAAGGAGCAGGGCUUUGAGACUCCUAUUGGGACAUAGUCGGUCGGCAGCUGACCAGGACGGUCUGCUCAGCACAGCCGACUGCUUCAGUGCUGCUAUCAGAAGAUGUCUUCUAUCUUGUGUGAAUGAUUGGAACUUUUAAGCCUCCCCUCUCUUUUCCUCCUGCUUCCCCUCUGCACCUGUUUCUUUCCCAUUGGGUUCCAGGGAAAGAUGACUUAUAAAUAUAUUUAGUGUUUUGCCAGAAUCUUUCUUGCUUUGCCAUUAAGCAGAAGAACUAGUUUCCCCAUCUGGCCCACUUCUAGGAGACAAGAGAAUGCAGCUUCCUUGCAGAGAGUACCUGGUGUCCCCUAUUAACUGCAGGAGUGUCCAGUGUCUGGCCAGAGCAGCUCAGGCGAUUGCGUAGGAGGAAAGACACAUCCUUGGAGGGGGAGCAUGAGAGAAACACACACCAGAAGACCUGUGCCUGCUGCCUCCCUCUACUGUCUGGGUUUCUGUCUCUCUUCCCUCCUUCCCCCCAUGCUAUCUUCAACCUGUGAAGGUGUAUGGAGAGUGCCCUCAAUUAGAAUGAGGUGAAUCACCUAGAAAAUUUGACACUUGUGUUCAGUCUCAAUUUCCAGCCCAGACUUUUACUGCAAGUGACCCUGUGGUAGCAGUGGAUUCACAAACAUGACACUCAUCUCGUGCAGCCUUUCUCUCUCUUCCUUGCCCCUGCCCAGGGGGAGGGACAGGAAUGUCUUGGGCACGGUCAGUGGCUGAAUCUCCUCUGGACUCAGCAGUCUCCUUGAUUCCAUGUUGAGUGUGGAAGGGAACUGCUGAUUGCAUUUCCUCUCAUUAACAGUUAGAUGUGUAAUAAAAGGCAUUGUGCUUCAUCUUAAAUCACUGGCAAGGCUCAGCCUGCAGAAAUGUUUAGAGUAGCCAGUGCUAGGCACCCACUGCAUUCAGUACCAUGGCUCAUAUCUCUUUCUUAGUCUAAACCUGAGAGCUUCCACAUACCAUGGCUUCCCAGACCAUGUGCACAGUAGCUUAAGGUAAUCAGGAGUGAAACCCAAUCUCCAUUUAGGCCAGUAACCAUCCCAGCCUUGUGCUGCAGCCCCUUCUAUUUCUCCCAAACUCAGUAUUUGCAAAGGGGAUCAGGGUGAAGUUUGGUACACAGGGUUUACUAAUAGGGCAGAAGCUGUCUUCUCUUUCCUUCUCUUCCUCCUCUCGGCCUUAUUUUGUUCUCUCCUUUCCCCAGCCAAUAAUAAAUUCUUGCAGUCAGUGAACAGCAUAAGCAAGUGGACCUCCAUAGAGGCUAAGCUGACCUGGCCACAUGGAAAGCAGCACUGGGCCACCUUGCCAGUGGGUUUCAGACCAGAAGCCCAAGGGCCAGCCUGAGAGCACUUGGACUGUAAACCAGCUUGUUCUCCCCAGCAUGCAUGGGCCUGCUGAGGGAUAGCCUAGGCAUACCCUUAUUCCAUGAGGCUACAACACAGCCUCCCUCUUCCCUUGGAAGCUGAGCAGUCAGGCUAUUGUUGCUGUACCUAACCAUGUAGUUGAAUUUAAGAAAGCCACCUUUGAACCGGCUGCUAUUAAAAAUAGAAAUGAGCCAGGCAUAGUGGCGCACACCUUUAAUCCCAGCACUUGGGAGGCAGAGACAGGCGGGAUCUCUGUGAGUUCAAGGCCAGCCUGGUCUACAUAGUGAGUUCCAGAACAGCUGGGGCUACAGGGAGACCCUGUCUCAGAAAGACGAAAAAAAAGAAAAGAAAAGAAAAGGAAAUGAGAGCCAGUUCAGUUCAGCAGGAGAGAGGAAAGAGGACAUUUUCACUGUCUGAUUUGUAAGUAGUUGUCCCAACAUGUACCCAGAGUGAAUGUUGUUACAUAGCAAGAGGCAA
Molecule: messenger RNA, 3934 nt
Organism: Nannospalax galili (Upper Galilee mountains blind mole rat)
Lineage: Eukaryota; Metazoa; Chordata; Mammalia; Rodentia; Spalacidae
Gene: Btrc
Product: beta-transducin repeat containing E3 ubiquitin protein ligase
Exons: 16
Coding region: 80-1939 (619 amino acids)
Molecular function (GO): protein dimerization activity
Source: RefSeq, a predicted model, not a curated record